This is a messenger RNA of Pseudovirgaria hyperparasitica, 4629 nucleotides long. RefSeq lists its product as uncharacterized. The coding region runs from base 126 to 4529 and encodes 1467 amino acids. The record is from RefSeq and is a predicted model, not a curated record. NCBI's taxonomy places the organism in Eukaryota, Fungi, Ascomycota, Dothideomycetes, Acrospermales, Acrospermaceae. The transcript has 2 exons. Gene Ontology annotation, molecular function: protein binding.
GCUCCCUCUACAUCCUCUGUACGCACUCUCGCGCGUUCCUGGAAGGAAUUGCGAAGGAACUGAAUCCCAAGGACUAAAGAAACACAUACUGUCCAGAGAGCAUCAAUCCCCAAUCUCACCAUGCGAUGGCAGGAGACCGCAGAAGCAGCUCUGGCAGCACCCUGAGCUCACCUUUCGAUAGCCCUACGUUCGAGCGCGACGUCUCUAUCAGUGUCCCUGAAGAUGUCGGAGCGGCAUCAAUCUCCCCGAGCGGUCGAGAUGUCGUUCUAGCCUCCAAGGGCGGCCUGUACAUUAUUGACCUCGACUCACCUUACCAACCGCCUCGCUACAUCGUUAACCGUUCGCACUGGGAAGUGGCAGAUGUCCAGUGGAGUCCGUUUGCCUCAAGAGAUACUUGGAUUGUUAGCACAUCUAACCAGAAAGCGAUUGUCUGGAACCUUGCGCUCUCAGGCCCGAACAUACCCAUCGAGCAUGUCCUGCGCGCGCACAAUGGGGCGAUAACGGACAUCAACUUCUCUGCUCAUCACCAGGAUCUCCUGGCUACAUGCGGUGUGGACAGUUUUGUCAUAUGUUGGGAUCUACGACAACGUCAGAAUGCGGUUCUGUCUUUCGACGGCAAGGGCUCAUCAAUCGGCGCGGUCGCCAAGUUCGCAGCCUGGGACUCUGGCGCAACGCAGGUGAAAUGGAACAGGCAAGAUCCAAACAUCGUGGCUUCCUCCCACGGCCAAUAUUUGCAUAUAUGGGAUCGAAGGAAGGGCGCAGAACCCCUAAAGAAGAUUUGUGCGCACGCCACGAAAGUGUAUGGCAUUGAUUGGAACCGAGCUAGCCCAACUGGUAUCCUCACAUGUGGCCUGGACAAGACCAUAAAGGUUUGGGAUUACUCUCUCUGCGGCCCAGGGGACAACCCAGAAGCCGAACGUAUCAUUCAUACACCGUAUCCUGUGUGGAGAGCCCGCCAUACGCCAUUUGGUUCGGGCUUCCUUGCCAUGCCGCAACGUGGAAGUACGGAGCUUCACAUGUACGACCUCCGAACUGAAAGUAUGCAACCUAACAGUACCAAGAUUGAGCCCGUGCAUUCCUUUUCUGGACACGAAGACAAUAUCAAAGAGUUCUUAUGGCGCACAAGGGGAGAGUUUGACGAGGUCGAAAGAAUCGACAAUCGCGAGUUUCAACUUGUGUCCUGGGGGCGUGACCGCAAUCUACAAUUGCAUAAAAUGGAACCAGAGAUCCUGAAGAGCAUUGGCUACGAGAAAGGACGAAAAACAGAUGAUAACAUUCGUCAGACCCGUAAGAACGCUGCAUAUCGCACUUUUGCCACAGAGUCAAUCCGUAGGCCCAUACUGCAGCGCUCAGAAUCUGAAGACGCUACGGUCCAACCAAAGAGCCAUUUGACGGCGUUGUUCCACCCUAAAUCGGCGAACGCUAAUGAGCAAUACUCGUCGUAUAUGAACGCACAGGUCUUGCCAUCGGUAUCAUUCCCACUUCCUGGCGGUGGAUCCGGCAUGCAAAUGAUGAACCGCACUUUGAGAGCACCGAAUGUCAUUAAUUGGAUGAAAGGAGUUAGAAUGGGAAAGCGCGAUACGGCUCUUCCAUCCAAGUAUGGCAACCGGCCAAAGACGCCACAGUCAGCGGGAUCUAAGUUUGACCCAACCGAGAACUUGGGAGACGAGAUCACCCAUGUGGGCAGUAAAUUCAAGAAAGUGUCAUUCGAAGUGGCCGACAUAUCGCGACGCGCAGCAACGGUCUACUUGAAUGGUCCAUGGGGGCCCGAAGGCAAGCCAGCGUUUGUGAGGAUUACUAUGCGAUUCCCUCCAAACUAUCCGCGGGAUGCAGCGCCAGAUUACAAACUGGAAAAGACAACCUCAGCGAUCAGUGACGAGACAAUUGCAAAGCUGGACGAUGAGAUUCACUCAAUUGUUGAGCUGUAUAGGACAAGGAAAAAGGGAUCUCUGGAAGCAAUUAUAAGUUACCUGCUAGGUGAGCGUGACCUGGAAGAGAGCAUCAGCUAUUUCUCGGAGGACAACGAUACUCAAACUGGUCUCACAUUGGAUGAGAGUUCCAGUGACGAGGAGGAACCUCUAGGUGACGACUUCAAGACCCGAGGAGAUCUCGACAUGAGUGGAACAGACGUGUCCGGCAUGAAAAAUGCCAACGCCAACGUGCCGAUUCCCAGGACUAACAGUGCGAGAUGGACUCGAGACGGACGUCUUCUACACAUCCAUCCUCCGAAGCCAGAGCCCAAGCCCAUAUUUGGAAGCAUGCUGCGCCACGGGGACAGAUCGAAAGCUCCAAGAUUAUUCGAUACUCUUGGAAGACUUAAGACGGGCUCGCCUAUGCUAGACAAGAAAUACUCCCUACAAGAUGAAGAUGUAGAGGAGGACGACAGCGACUGGGAGACAGCCUCUUCGAGCAGCUCCGAUUACAGCUCUACCAAUCUGGGUGGCAUAGCGGGUCAGUUCCCUGCUCCUGCCGCGUGGCAAGGGAAUGGGCUUCGCUUCAACAAAACAUCGCAACAUUCCAGCGUCGACUACGGUCCAAAAACAUCAACCCUGAAGCAGAGUUCAGUCAUUACCUCUCACGAUCUGUCUGAUCUACUCCCAUCGCGGAAGGAACUGGCACGAGAGUAUGAGAUGUGUGGAGAUGGCCCUUCGGUGUGCAAGCACAACGCUGAAGUCGCAAAAUCACAUGGCUUUCAUGAUCUGGCUGAUAUCUGGACACUGAUCAGUUUGAUAUUAGCGAAUAACGUUCCUUUAGAAGUGCUACCACAAUUCUAUCGCCCGGAACCUAUCCUGGUGGUCGCACGUCGAGCUAUGGUACGCAUCAAACGCAAGGACAGUGGUCUUGAUCUCGCCUUCGACGAAGCCGAGUCUGUUCUCAAUCCAACGCUUAAAGGGCGAGUCAAAUGGGGCCAUCAUCCGCUGGCAUCAUCCUGGCUGAUACCGGCUCUCUUCGAUUACUAUGAACGACUGGCUGAUAUACAGAUGUUGGCCAUGCUUUCUUGUGUAUUCUCAGAGCCGGCUGCAAGAGAGGGCGUACCGCAUGCUUUACGGAAGCCCGAAUUCCACGAACUACCAAUGUCAAUGCAAGCGCCAGCUUUCUCCCUGGACUAUUUCUCAUCCCACGAUAGCGCUUGGAGUCUCUACCAACCAUCAGGCCCGUCGACACCGUCAACACCUACGACCCAAUCUCGUCGCAAAUCCUCAAAAAGCGUCGCCCAGUGGAUCGACAAAUUCCACAAGCCGCCCAACCUUGAUGUGUAUGGCUCUACAGCGUCUUCGAACGGGCCCUGGGGCAGCACGCCAUUGUCAGAUCCGUUGAUUCCAUUCUCCACAAACGUGACUCCCCCAGUGCUCUCACGUACCAGCACGUUCAAAUCCAGCGGCAACGCCUCUUUCUCGACUUCUCCAGAGCAUCCGUUUCCUCGGAGGUCAAAUGCUUACCUAGCCAGUGCAUUUGUGUCGCCAUUCCGAAACUUGACGUCCGCAUCCCCUCCUCCCGGCAAGUCUCGUACAGCCGAUGCCGAGCUUUCCACAUCGGCUCCCAACAGCGUUACCUGGGGCUCAACGACCUUCUACAGCUCUAGCUCCAAUACUACGCAGCGCUCGAGCCAGAAACGCCGUCCGUACUUUCCAUAUUUGCACGAGUCGGGGACUGUUGAUGAGGUCGAUGAGCUUUCUGGAGACGAGGACGAGGUUGCGCCUUCGGAAUCGGGUGAUUCGCCGUCGACAGCAGCGGCAAACUCGAGCUCGGCCAUCCGCGUCACACUCAAGAACCAAGAUCAAUUCGAUGAUGAAGCGUGCGUGUCGUCGUCACUGCUCGGUCGUGUGGAGACAUGGAAGCUGGUGCACUACCGCGAGCAGUACGCCAACCAGCUCCUGCUGUGGGGCCUGCCAGUCGCACGCAGCGAGGUUCUCAAAUUCAACGGUCUGCACUCGUACUGGGAGCCCGAGGAGCCAACAUCGUUGCAGUUUGAGGUCGGCAAAAAGCACACAAUGGCACCGAGAGUGAAUGGGAUCAACGGGCUGCGCAGCUCGCGGAGUGACGGCAGACUGACACCGCUUCAGGGCACCGGUACGUUCAGUCCAAAGAAGUUCCGGUUCAACCCCGAAGCGAGCGCUUUUGUGCCGACGAGCUCGUCAGAGGACAUGCUCAGCGAUGAGGAACUGGAAUCAGUUCAGUAUUCUGGACUUGCCUCCAAUCUGACGGUGACUCUGACUCCGGCGGUCACGGUGACGGCGACAAGAACGACGGCAACAACAACGACGACGAACACAGCAACAACAACGGAGGAUGGUCACGACGUAGACACGGAUACGGUGGUGUUCAAGGACACAGAGGGCGACGAAGCGAGUUUCCCGUACUGCAAUACGUGCUUGAUGAAGGUGGAGCGACUGUACAGUAUCUGCGAGACAUGCGGGCACAUUGCUCACAUUGCGUGUCUGGCCGAUUACGACGAGGAAGACGAGGCGGCAAUGUGUAAGAUGGGCUGUGGAUGCGAGUGCGAGGAGAGCUGGCCGGAGGAUCCCUGAUGCAUGAUUUGAUACCCCCCAACACACGCGCGUAUGUAUAUAUAUGUACCUGUAGACUAUACCCACAUAAUCCAGUCUGUACGAUAUAUGUAUAGAGCCG